GACAGACCAUGGCUUUCCAAUCGGCCAAGCGCGAGUUGCGCAAACAGAUGCGCGACACUUUGGGGAGAUUGUCUGCGACAUCUAUCAACCAGCAAUCCAGUGUCGCGACCACCAAGUUCCUGUCGCUCACCGAGUACCAGAAUGCAAAGAGCAUCGCCGUAUACUUGUCGAUGCCGACCGGAGAGCUAUCGACUACUAGUAUUGUAAAGGAUGCUUUACGAUGCGGGAAGGACGUCUACAUCCCAUAUAUCCACACGGUCGACAAGACCUCCGUCAUGGACAUGCUCGCUCUCGAGUCCAUGACCGAAUUCGAAUCAUUACAAGCCGACAAAUGGGGCAUCCCCUCACUACAGCUUACACAGAUCCCCGGCCGACGAAACUGCUUCGCAGGAACUGGGUUGGAUCUAAUUGUCAUGCCGGGGAUGGCGUUUGAUCAGGGAUUCCGCCGACUCGGCCAUGGCAAAGGGUAUUAUGACCAUUUCCUAACGCGAUAUUCUAAAUGGAGCAAGAAAAUGCCAUUCCUGGUUGCCCUUUCUCUCCAGGAGCAGUUGCUCGCCCAAGAUAUUCCCGUCGCGGAGCAUGACUGGCUGAUCGAUGCGAUCGUGGUGGGUGAUGGUCGGUAUUUGGUGCGAUGA
This is a messenger RNA of Penicillium cinerascens, 635 nucleotides long. Its product is annotated as 5-formyltetrahydrofolate cyclo-ligase. The transcript is spliced from 3 exons. Gene Ontology annotation, biological process: tetrahydrofolate interconversion; folic acid-containing compound biosynthetic process. Gene Ontology annotation, cellular component: mitochondrion. Lineage: Eukaryota; Fungi; Ascomycota; Eurotiomycetes; Eurotiales; Aspergillaceae. Gene Ontology annotation, molecular function: 5-formyltetrahydrofolate cyclo-ligase activity. Bases 9 to 635 code for a protein of 208 amino acids. The record is from RefSeq and is a predicted model, not a curated record.